AUGUCCCCCAUCGUGAUUGGCACUGGAAUCAGCAUUGAAGUCUACGUUAGUUCCGGUUACAAUGUGAGUAACAGCAUCAACGUCAGCAACGGUCUUGACGGGACGACCGCAAUCAACGGCAAGGAAAACUUUGCGAAUGAACCGUCCGGAGUGAUGAUUGCCAAGCCUAUCAAGACUCGCCGAUUUGGUCGAGCUUUGACUGGCUGUCUUGGCUCGCAGACUCAGGAGGAAAUCUUCCAGGCGAAGUCUUAUGAGGAGGGCUCUUAUGCCGGGGUGCGCUGGAAUUCUGGGGCUAUUACUAUGUACACAAAGAUGAAGUUCCCGUUGUCUCGUUGGGAAAAACAAGGAACCUUUGUCUAG
Molecule: messenger RNA, 360 nt
Organism: Penicillium brasilianum
Lineage: Eukaryota; Fungi; Ascomycota; Eurotiomycetes; Eurotiales; Aspergillaceae
Source: the annotation of a GenBank genome assembly